This is a messenger RNA of Scutellospora calospora, 342 nucleotides long. The record is from the annotation of a GenBank genome assembly. Lineage: Eukaryota; Fungi; Glomeromycota; Glomeromycetes; Diversisporales; Gigasporaceae.
AUGGCAAAAUUAUCAAAAUUAUCUUUAAUCCUUCUCAUCGGUUUUGCUCUUAAUGCCGUCACCUCUACUUACGCCAUGCCUAUGCCUGGUAAGGGUAAUGACGCCCCAUCAACUAGUAAGAAUGCAAAGAAUGGAAAUAAUAAAGAGAGCUUCCCAUCAACAACUAGUAAGAAUGCAAAGAAUGGAAAUAAUAAAGAGAAUUUCCCAUCAACAACUAGUAAGAAUACAGAGAAUGGAAAACAUCAAGUGAACGCUCCAUCAACUAAUAAGAAUGCAGAGAAUGGAAAACAUCAAGUGAACGCCCCAUCAACUAAUAAGAAUGCAGAGAAUGGAAAACAUCAA